CGCCUGGUCUGGAGUCUUAUCCGAACCAUCGCUGCCUCCAAGUAAUUUGCUCGCCGCUAAGCGAGAUAGAGAUCGGUUUGUGCAACACCAGAUGUGAGCGCCGCGUUUGUGUACUUCUCAUCCCUGUAGCACUGGUGGAAGGAUGUUGUUUGCCCUCCCUAGAGACUCGGUGCCACUGAACGCCUCGGGGCUCGCAGCUAGACCGCCGGGUCUACCCGGCGAGGCGAGGGCAGUUGAAAGCGCUGCCCAAUUCGUUCGCUGCACCGCCUUCGGUAAAUCAGAAAUCCAGAAACCUGCUCACUGAAGCCACCGGAGCUGUGCAUCAGAAGAAACUAAUCAACUCAGCAAAGGGCUUCUGGACUCGUUAGCUAGCGAUGCCUUCUCCCAAACCCAGUACACGCUGUAACAGCGCGCCCUGUAUAUCCUGCCUUGUGUUUUGUUAGUUGUUGCUAUUCGGGUUUUAACGCUAGCUCUUGUGCGCCUCGUUUUAUUGCAGAUCGCUUCAGUUAGGAAAGAUGUAAUCAGCUGAAAAUCUGACCCGGAGUCUGCACUGGGAGCCACAAGCGCUCGGCAGAGAAGCAAGUUCCCCGGGAGGUCUGUCACGCUGCUGCUUUUGAACAGGAGCGAUGUCUGGUGCAAGAGGCAUUGUUCCCACUGUGAACAGUUGCGACAGGAAGCCGCUCAGUACCGAGAAGGUAAAGGAUGAAGUGAAUGUGGUGGCGGUGGACUCCGACAUCGAAGACCAAAGUUACAAGCUUUCGGCAAAUUGCAGCAAAACUAACCGAUCGCCCAAGCAGGCUGGCGAGGGGCCGUGCAUGGUCGCCCCCGUGUUUGCCCACGCCAGAUUAGGCGGCUCACUUUGGAAUAAUGACAAUGCCGUGUUCUGGGGAAGGAAACCGCCCGCAAUACAUUCUAAUAAGACCCAUGUGCAUAGAAGUGACUCUCAGAGGCCGGGGAUCAUUGACAGACUGCCAGCCACUUUGCAAAUUGUGCAUAGCGAUCUGGCGCCUGCCUUGUCUCCCGAGCUGAGCAAAACUUCAGCAGGGGAUUGCACCAGCGAAUGCAAUGCAUCCGACGCCGACCUCCUAGCUCUCCAGGAGCACGCCGGUGCGUUCGCCGCCUUCCCAGCUCUGGGGGCUAUCUCGGUGCCCCCGGGUUUUAUCAUCAUGACCGCCCUGCACGCCCCCGGCGCCCUGGCGGCCGUGUCGGACAGCGCGGUGCACCUGGCCGGCCUGCCCGAGUGGCCUGUGCACCGGGCGGCGGCCGCCGGCGCCGGGCACCCCGCCAAGAAGAAAAGGAAGAGGUGCGGGCUGUGCGCUCCCUGCAGGAGGCUUAUCAACUGUGGAGAGUGUAGCAGCUGCCGCAACCGCAAGACCGGCCACCAGAUCUGCAAACUGCGGAAAUGCGAGGAACUGAAAAAAAAGCCGGGCUCUUCACCAGAGAGGGUGAUUGUCCCGGGUGGAAGUGAAGCCUUCAGAUGGUUCUUCUGAGCAUAGUUGCAGAUCUCCUCAAGACCUCAUGAAGCUUGAAAAGUCCGCGAGCAGAGAGCUAGUUCUGCACGUGUUCCUGACACAAGGCACGAGCUCCAUGCUGAUGGUUCUUUUUCUGUUUUUGUAGUGGGCGUAUUUUUGAGCAUCUUUGGUUUUAUGUCAAAACUCUAUGCUGGUAUUAUUAGGGGUGAAUUUGUGCAAAAAGUCAGCUUGCAUUGUAUGGUGAAGAGAACUGGACAAUCAUUCGACCAUAUUGAACAUUUGUGGCCAGUGCUAUUGUUUAUAAAACAAAACUUGUAUAAGAAAGGGGGAAUUAAGCAAUAACCUAUAGUGCAAUUGUACAGAUAAUGAGCAUGUUUUGUAGGGUAGUGAAAGAUAUAACAGUUUCCUAAGAGUAGAUUCAUUGUUCCAUGGGGUGUAACAAUGAUUUAUACUUCUUAGCAUCUCCAGCUCCUGGUUUCAGAUGCUUCUUUACGUCAACAGACAAAGACAACAGGACCACUGCAGUGCUGUUUGAUUUUUGAAAUUGGGGGACUGACUGUAUAACAAAUGAAUAAUAGCACGAAAGAGGGCAUGGGGAAAGGUGUGAUUCACUGGUUGUGAAGAAAUCGCCUUAUGUCUCCAAAUACCAUACAGUGUGGAGACGUAUAUUUAACAGGGUAAUUUUCCUCAUCUUUUAAAGAUGCACUUUGGUGAAAAGCCUUUGAAGAAUUCUCCAUUUUGAGCAUUGUGAUAUAAUGGAGAGUUCGGUGAUUGACCAUACGAGGCACUCAGUAUAUUGUCUCCUGAGGAUGCAUCAAUACAAUACAUCAAACCAUUCACCUGGCCCAGUGUGUACAUUUUGCCUCCAUUUACAAUUUACAGUGCUCUCCACAAUGUUUGGGACAAAGAUCCAUCAUUUAUUUAUUUGCCUCUGUACCCCACAAUUUGAGAUUUGUAAUA
Amblyraja radiata (thorny skate) is the source of this 2432-nucleotide messenger RNA. It is a transcript of the gene cxxc4, whose product is annotated as CXXC finger 4. The record is from RefSeq and is a predicted model, not a curated record. The coding region runs from base 627 to 1490 and encodes 287 amino acids. The transcript is spliced from 2 exons. Gene Ontology annotation, cellular component: nucleus. Gene Ontology annotation, molecular function: methyl-CpG binding; zinc ion binding. Lineage: Eukaryota; Metazoa; Chordata; Chondrichthyes; Rajiformes; Rajidae.